AAAUCCCCCCACAAACCAUAUAUUAACAAAAAAAAAAAAAAAAAAAGGAAAAAAAUCAGACACAAACCUCUUGUCUUUUACUAAAAAUAUAUCCGAAAAUGGAAACUUUACGGCAAGAACAAAGUCACGGCGGCGGUUGUGGGUUUCAGCUGCCGGAAAGUCCACGUAAGCCAAUGGAGUUUCUAUCAAGAUCAUGGAGUGCUGCCGCACUUCAAGUUUCAAAAACAUUACAUCCUCCGUUAUCUCCAUUGGUCCCAAAAUUAGCUGGUGGUGAUAUUGGUGAAAACUCUGGUUCCGCCGUGCCGGAGAACAAGAAUCGUUAUUCCGGCGUGGAGACGGCGGCGGAGGAAAGUAGUAAUGUGUUACUUUCCGGAAAUACUUUUUCGUUUGCGUCUUCAGCUACUUCACAACUUGUACUUGAACGGAUCAUGUCUCAGUCCGAUAUAUCGCCGUUGGCAUCAGGAAGGCUGUCACAUAGUAGUGGACCAUUAAAUGGAACAACACUCACCGAAGAAACCGACACUCCGCCUAUCUCUUCUCCUUCUGAUGACUACGACGACGUCGUUAAGUAUCUUCGAGCAAACAACACCCUGCAACCCCUAUUUGCCAAUAUGCGUAGUGGUUAUGGUGCAGGGGGUAGCAGCACCCCUGCUGGAAAAACAGUUGGAAGGUGGCUAAAAGAGAGAAGAGAGAAGAAGAAAGAAGAGACCAGAGCCCACAACGCCCAACUCCACGCUGCGGUUUCUGUUGCUGGUGUGGCAGCUGCUGUGGCCACUAUCGCCGCCGCCACUGCAUCAGCAUCUGCGUCCGGAAAAGACGAGCAAAUGGCCAAAACAGACAUGGCGGUAGCUUCUGCCGCCACUUUGGUUGCUGCCCAAUGUGUGGAAGCUGCAGAAGCCAUGGGAGCUGAACGUGAACAUCUUAUUGCUGCCGUCAAUUCUGCUGUUAAUGUCAAGUCCCAUGGAGAUAUACUAACUCUCACAGCUGCAGCUGCCACAGCUUUACGUGGAGCAGCGACUUUGAAGGCACGGGCAUUGAAGGAAGUAUGGAAUAUAGCAGCAGUGAUACCAGUUGAUAGAGGAGUUAAAGUAAACAAAAACCAUGGAAAGAGUAGUGGUUACUGUGAGGAGCUUCUCCCCGAAGAAAACUUUCUUGGAGUUUGUAAUCAAGAACUUCUUGCUCGAGGUAGUGAGCUUCUCAAACGCACCCGUAAUGGUGAUCUUCACUGGAAAAUUGUAUCUGUUUAUAUCCACCGGAGUGGUGAAGUGAUGUUAAAGAUGAAAAGCAAACAUGUUGGCUCUACAAUCACAAAAAAGAAGAAAAAUGUGGUUUUGGAGGUUUGCAAGAAUAUCCCAGCUUGGCCAGGGCGACACUUGUUUGAUGGCGGUGAGCAACGGAGGUACUUUGGGCUGAGGACAACUAUUCGAGGAAUGGUGGAGUUUGAGUGUAGGAACCAAAGAGAAUAUGAUAUGUGGACUCAAGGUGUGUCAAGACUUUUGUCAAUUGUAGCUGAAAAGAAGCUUGCUCGGCUACCAUAAGAUAAGAGCAACUAGUUAUGAUUUUGGGUUAGCGAGUAAUGUAAAGGACUGCAGGUGGUCGGAUUUAGAAUGAUCCCGGGUUUAGAAAGGAUAUGAUUAUAGUUAUAGGUUUGUGUUAUGAAAUUCUAGAAUAUAAGUAUGGUUGGAUUUUAGUAGUGAUUGUGAAUUGUUAAAUAUCAUAAGCUAUUUACGGUUUUAAUAUUA
This is a messenger RNA of Erigeron canadensis, 1742 nucleotides long. RefSeq names its product VAN3-binding protein. Bases 99 to 1538 code for a protein of 479 amino acids. Lineage: Eukaryota; Viridiplantae; Streptophyta; Magnoliopsida; Asterales; Asteraceae. The transcript has 6 exons. Gene Ontology annotation, biological process: leaf vascular tissue pattern formation; phloem or xylem histogenesis; auxin-activated signaling pathway. The record is from RefSeq and is a predicted model, not a curated record.